Aspergillus glaucus CBS 516.65 is the source of this 2088-nucleotide messenger RNA. RefSeq lists its product as uncharacterized. The coding region runs from base 1 to 2088 and encodes 695 amino acids. Gene Ontology annotation, molecular function: zinc ion binding. The transcript has 10 exons. The record is from RefSeq and is a predicted model, not a curated record. Lineage: Eukaryota; Fungi; Ascomycota; Eurotiomycetes; Eurotiales; Aspergillaceae.
AUGAAUAGGCCACGACCAAUCUCCAAGCCGCCAGUCAUUUCGAAUCCCGCACCUGCUCAAAGACCAGUCUCCACAGCUGAGAGCCAAAAUCCACGAGAGUUCCAGAUCAACCAAUUACGUCGUCGUUUCCGUCCAAAGGAGACCAAUGAUGGCUCCGGAACAACAUUGGAGCUGGAACUGGCCCCUUCAGACCCUGAUUUCCCGUUUGAGAUGGACAAGCUGCAAUGUACCCUAUACGUUCCGCAAUCGUAUCCCGCACAGGGAAGACCGAAGCUUAAGGUGACCAAUACCGAUAUGGAUGAAGUCUUCCAGGAUAAUGUGGCAAGAGGUUUUGACGACAUCGUCGAUACGUCGAUACGGAUGAAUAAUCGGGGAACGUUGUUGGGGUGGAUGAACAGUCUUGACCGUCAACUGGAGCGUCUACUCACAACAAUAGAAAGAGGACCCACAAUAAAAUUUGUUGCAAACGUUGGCAGCAGAGAGGCGCCAGAGGUUCAACAACCAGUGCAAGGACAACAGAAGGUUGCCAACGUCUCUGGACAAGUUCGUUCUGCGCCAAGACCGCAGCCAGUGGCUGCACCGCCGCGUGUAUUUACUGGAGAGGAGAAAGCGCAGGCCGAGAAGAGACGAGCAACCGAGACAAAACAGCUGGAUGCUCGUCUUGGUAGACUGCCACUGUUCCACAAAUCUGGAGAUGGACUUUCUUUCACCGUGCCCAUUCAACCGACCAAGGCAGAUCGACUGCCGGCUUCGCUCCGUUCCAUCAAGACGUUGAAACUUGGAGUGCCGCAGUCGUACCCCUUGGAGUCUAGUACGGUCAAAUUACUAGGUGUCGACGGCCCUGAAGCUCAAUCUGUUGAAGUCGGUUUCGCGCAAUGGGUUGGGAAGAACAGCCAGCUCAAUUUGAUGUCGCAAGUCAACUACUUGACCAGCAACAUGCACAACCUUGCAAAGACACCGCUCGAAACGAAACCUGCUCCAGUGCUGGUCGAGAAGCCUGCACAAGUCGAACUGCCCCAGCAACCGCAGACUUCAGAAACGGAGCCUACGGCUGGAUUAGAAGACAAACCUCACGUCCAUGUUAUCCCACGACCCCCGGAAUGGUCGAUUCCUAGAAACGACGGCGAUGGCGAGGAAGGCUCUAGUGAUUUUACUGAUUCCGAAGAGUAUACGGAGGAUGAGGAAGACGGAGGAGCCCCCGUCGCGAUUUCGGAGCUUAGCACGGCGGAGCGUGGUGUUGCACUGUCAUUCCCAUUUUUGGAGCUCUAUGGAAUCGAACUUUUGGAACUCAUGGGUUUAUACAUUACGAUACGAUGCGAGCGGUGCAAGGAAACGCUUGAUGUAAAGAAUAUUCCUCAAGCGAAGGAUAACAGCGAUGCAUACACUCCUAAGGCUGAAACAUGCAAGAAGUGUGCCAAUGCGAUGAGUAUUGGCUUCCGACGACAACUAAUGCACCCUAAUUCAAACCGUGCGGGAUACCUGGACCUGGAUGGAUGUACCGUGGUUGAUCUACUUACCAGCAACUUUGUCCCAACCUGUGCGGAAUGCUCUACGACUUUCCCUGCACCAGGUAUUGCCUCUGUCCGUGGUGAGAGCUCAACGGCUAUGUGUCGUGAAUGCCAUCGGAAAAUGGUGAUGAAGAUUCCCGAGGUGAAAUUCCUUAGAAUAGCAUCUGCCGCAGUUACUUCUCGCGAUCGUGCUCCGCGACGAAAGCCCAAGGAGGUCCUUGGUAUUGUUGCUGGUCAGGAACUGCCCCGACGUGGUCGUUGUACACAUUAUGCGAAGAGUUAUCGUUGGUUCAGAUUCAGUUGCUGCGCAAAGGUCUUCCCUUGCGACAAAUGCCACGACGCAGAAACAGACCACCCCAACGAACACGCAAACCGCAUGCUCUGCGGCUUCUGCUCCCGUGAACAAAUCUACCGCCCUGAGAACUGCGGAAUCUGCCACGCCAUCCUCAUUGGAAAAGCAGGAAGUGGAUUCUGGGAGGGUGGAAAGGGGACUCGGAAUCGGGCGUUGAUGAGUCGGAAGGAUCCACGGAAGUUUAAGCGUCGCGGGGGUACGACGGCGAAUGCGUCGAAGAAGAAGUAG